Molecule: messenger RNA, 7126 nt
Organism: Porites lobata
Lineage: Eukaryota; Metazoa; Cnidaria; Anthozoa; Scleractinia; Poritidae
Source: the annotation of a GenBank genome assembly
AUGAUACUCGGUCUUGCCAUCACUGCCCUUGCUUUCGUAGUGAUUUUGAUAUCGUGGAUUUACAAAACAUUUAUCGAGGUAAGAUUUUAUUUCCUCAAAAUCGGUUUUUCCAAAGCGCAAAGCCGACGGUGUGCGAUUCUUGCUCGAUGCGCGCGAGCCGUCUCACCAGGUCUCACACUCCGUUUUCACCCGUGCUUGACUGCAAAUGAACUCUUGACCUACGUAAAAUAGAGGCUAUUUUUCAAGGUAGGUUUUAAUAUGUUAUGCGUGAAUCAUGUUUACCAAUAUCUUAUACGUCUUCCUAUUUUAAUAAAAAAAUUUGUGGUCACUAACAUUCUCAAAACUUCUGGCAUCCAGUUUGCUUUUCCUCCAGUAAACCGUUGUCAAUGCACGUUAAAAAAAAAAUCGAGCCCAGGAAUACGAAAAAAAGACUGGAAAGCUUGCUCAGGGGCUAUAAACUGAACAACUUAAGUUUUGGAAUUUAGAGACAGAGGACAGAAACUUCUUGACAUCAGUCUGUGGCUGUUUCAUAGAGAGGUUUCCUAGAACAUCGAAAAGAGUUCAAUCGUCAACCUCCUGUUUCAGUCUGUUUUAUUUUCAUUAAUUCGGACACUCUUCAAGUUUCAUUUUUGCAGAGGGAAAAACUGACUUUAAUCUGUGAUCGCUUAUAUUAUAGACUUACUUCUGGCAAAAUGAUUCUGGGGAAAUUAUCGCAGGAACUGGCUUCAGGACCUUUUCACCAACACUCAUAGCAUUUAAAGAUGAAAGCUUGAAGAAAUUUGGAAUGUACUUGCUCCGAUUUUUACCCGGGCCUCCAAAACUGUAAGUAUUAUUAGAAAGUUCACAUUAUAUAAAGAUCAUAUCUGUAAUAUUUUCGACUUAGUUGUUUACAUUUUUUUUUUCUUUUUUGAAUUUUGACUUUUCAUCAAAUUUCCUAAAUUCCAUCCUUGCACAUUCGGUAGUGUCACGAAGCGUGACACUCUUUGUCUUUCAGUACUUUUGGGGGACAAAUUGUCCCUAGCCUUCACUCAUUUGCAUGUCAUCUCAGUAGACUCCACUAUUAGCAGAUUUUGUUUGGCGAGUGGUUUGGCCAAAAUAUUUAGCUGUACUUGCUAGUUUACUUCAUUGGCAACAUCGUUGCGUGAUUGUAUUAAAGCAUGACUGGGAUUUUCAGCUGUUUUGGCUUAAGUUCUAUUCAUGUACCUAUAUUCUGUUAUUUAUUUAUUUAUUUAUUUAUUUAUUUAUUUCUAGCAUUACUACUUCGUUAGAUCUAAAUAUGUAUUGAUUUUUUCUCUUGACCACAGCAUCAUAACAGAUCCACAAAUCGCUGUGAAAUUCAUGGCAAAACAGCAUACGUACGAGCGUUUAAAAGACUUCAGAUUGGGAAGUGUGUUUCGCCAGCUGUUUGGUCACGCAGCCGGGACGGCAAGUGGUGAGGUUCAUAAGCGGAUACGGAGUGCAUUUGAUCCGUGUUACAGCACAGAGAGUGUGGCACAGGCAGUGGAUAUGAUGGAACAGGAAUGCAAACAGUACUUAAUUCAGAUGGUUCAAAACAAACAGGUAUUAAUGUACUGUUUCUGGCGCUUCAUAACCCGCCGAGGGAUUACUGCCUUUAAUAUAUGCUGAUGGGGUGUGCCACUGGAUGGGGUUGUAUUUACACCAAUGGAUUGACUACAAUGAGGUUGCUUUUAGAGUUUCUAGAAGGUGGUAGCACAUUUUCGGGAUUUUGGUGGAUGAGAACAUCUCCUGGUAAAUAGGGGUUUAGAAAUGGAAAGAUUCGCGGUUUAAUAGUUGUUACCGCGACAAAAGAAAGUGACUUACUUGGGAACCGAUUAUUACUGCGUUUUCCUAAAAGUGACUAAGAUGGAGUUUACAAUUAGCCAGUAACACAUAUCCAUCAUUAAUUGACCCAAGUACCCCCACCAUUUAAAGAAAAGCAACUUACUUUGCUGUAUUACCAGCCUUGUAUUUAGUUUUGUUCACUGAAUUCCCACUUCAAGUUUUGUCUGGUAUUAGAAUCUCUACAUUUGAGAUCCGGCAAGAAAGAACCAGUCGGUUUUAUUUACGCUCUGAGUGGACCUCUGCAUUCAAGGGUAUUUAUUUUAACGUACUUUCGUCACCGGAUUUCGGUUCGAUGAAAACAACGUUUCCCAAAUGCCAUUACUCAAAAGUCACCCAAUUUCCAGGGUUUGUUCCCGAAUCUCACGCCUUUUUGCUUUAAAAAAUCGAACCCUGACUUUCUAAAGGUUUCAAUUAUCUGGUUCCCUAUUGAAUACCAUUUGGGGGUUGGGGGCAAUGGACGGUCACGGUAACAGCAGCAAACGGAGCUUCCGGCUUGUGUUAUUGUUGUUUAAAGCUCUAUUUAACAAAUAAAGCUCAAGGGGAACCACGAGCCGCAGGCGAGUGGUUUCUAUGCUUUAUAAGAGUGUAGACCGUGGAAAAUUGUGGUCGAUUUGUUUUUUACAAUAACAUUUUUUUUUUCGAAAAACCAAAAACAAACAACCGGCACUGCGUGAAAUGGUACGUCAUUUCCAGGUUCUAUACUCUCAUAAACGAUAGCUCUCGACCAAUCAACGCGCGAGGAUUCGUUCAGUUAUUGUAAAAAGAGUGUUUGUACGCAUCUCUGCAUGAUAUGCGUUGCCGGAUUAGGGAGCAUUAGAGAGAUAAAGCCUCACCCAACCUUAACGGGCAUACGCAAGAGGCAGAGAUGGGAAAGAUGACCACAUGACCAUCUUUCCCGCCUUGUUUGCCUUCGCCAUUUGCAGUCAUGUUACAACGUAACAGUAAGCGUUUUUUCACGAAUAAAAUACGGAAGCAAAGACUCUCUUUAUUAUGUCGACUGUGUAGGGAAAACUUAGGAAAUAACGCACUGCCUCAUACCCUUUUUUCAGAUCAAAAAUCCAAUGGGAUAACCACCAGAUCAACACACACUCCCUAGCAGCUGUCAAUUGUAAUAUGAAUAAGUCAGCACAUGGUCAGUCUCCUUUUUUGCCAUCAUGCAACACUCCUCCCCUAAAAAAGAAGACUACCAUCCCGGUGGGCGGGGGCACUCUACAAAGUUUUAUGCAGGGAGACUGCGCCCGAGGUUCCACCGGCCUUACCCGCUCAUAUACCAUUUUUGGCACGACUACCACAAAUUCAGCUUGUGAUAUCCGCGGCUUGUUUCGCCAUUUCAGGGUUUCAUAAGAGUGGCUGAUCUGAUUCAACUGACGUUUAAAAUACUAAUGAAGUUCACAUACGGAAGAGACAUGACUGCAGACGAGCUUCAGGAGUUACUCGAUCUCAGAGCUUUAGUGGAAUCACUUAUCGCAGAUACUUUCUCAAAUCCUUUUGUCAAGUUUCCGCUUUAUAAAUACAUGCCUACAAGCACUAACAGGAAACUGGCGCAAUUUGAAAAGCGGUGGCUGCAACUCAAUAAGCGGUAAGAAGGGUUCAUUUUGUGUUAGUUAACGCAAACAAGAUAGUUAUGUCGGAAGCAAAGGAAGAGUGAAAAGUCUACUUCUCCGUUUCCAUUUUGAUUUUGUAGUUAGUUUUUGUACCCUUUUUAUAGCACGGCCUUGACCAUUUCAACCAAUAGGCAAAUGUUUUCGUUGUGAAAAUUUUGAUUUCCUCUUUUCUACUUUCGUUUCUUGACUUAGCUUUGAGGAGCGUUUUGCCGAAGGAAAACUUCGAGACACAAGCUGUGUAUUUUACAAGCUUCAGCAAAGUCUUGCAAAAAAUCCGGAGGCACUGUCAGAAGAUGAGGUAAUGUUUGGGGUUUAGACGAAAAGGUUUGGGUUGGCUGGUUGACCACACCUAUAUGUAUAAUAUUAUUUUGCAAUUUCACGUUCGGGUAUCAAAAUGCGAGUGGAAUCUAGGAUAACUUUGUAUAAUGUGUUGUCUUUUUCCAGUUAGUUCCUAUUCGUUAAAUUAGUAGUUCUCAAGAACUUUUUAAAAUACGAAAUACGUGUAAAUGAUGGUUUGGUAUUUCUUUAAAACCGUCAUACAUAUUUGAACCGUUUUGUGAAAAAUUGCUCUACUUCUCUACCUACACUAUAAGUGCAUGUUUUUGGCCUUCCAUAACCAGGAUAGCCAUAGGCCAACUUCUCACGAUUUGUUUUUCCUUUGAGGGAGUCGCUUGAUAUUUAAAUUUCUAAGGGUAUAGUAUGAGAAUAGGUCACUAGAAUACUGAAUUUUUAUUUCAGUUUAGUUUUUACCAAGAAAUGUGAAACUCAACCUGACAACGCCCUUUUAAUAGAGGACCUUUUUGAAGUAGUUUGGCCUUUUAUGAUUUAACUGGGUACCUAAUAGACAUGUUUCUUUUGAACUUUCUGAGUUGCAGACGUUUCACAUCGAGCGAUUCAAACUCAAUUCCUUUUAGGGCGUUAGUUACAGUAGAGCAGCACUUCUUACCGUAAUUCAAAUUUUACUAAAAGACUUUUUUUGUGUCUAGUUUCAAGAAACCCUGGAGGAAGCUUCCCUUGCUAAUGUAGAUAUUACAUGCGGAGCUGUGGCCUGGCUUCUUUUCCAUGUAGCACUCCAUAAAGAUGUACAAAAAAAUCUUGCAGUUGAAAUCAAGAAUUCCAUUUCACAAGUAAGUAGAUAUUUCAGCGAAUACUUUUCCUUUUGUUGAAGCUGAGUGCAAUAAAAGAAAUAGCGGGAAGUCUGAGGAGUUUUUUUAUUUGUUUGUUUGUUUGUUUUCCCUUCGAUAAAGCCAAUACUUUAAAUCUGAAAUAACCGCAGAGCUUUACGAUGUUGUAAAAAGAGAUUUCCGAAUCCGCCUAUAGCUCCGUCAAUUACGAUUAAUCUGGGAACGAGCAGAGCAGUCAGCAUCUUUUUACACCUAAAAAACACAGCAACGUUAAAACUGAAGGUGUUUUAAAAAAUUAUCAGAUAUUUCGCGAAUGCUUGCUCAUUUUCUGACUGGCUUAUCACAGAUGGAAAACAAGAAUUUUUGCCCCUGAGCAGGCUUCCUCACGAAUGAUGAGGGAAGCUGUGAGCCUUUGGCUGGUGCCACGUGAUAAUAAAAUUCAGGACUAGAAUUUUUUUCCGAGAAUAUCCAAAUGUCUCAACGUCUUGUUGUGUUUGUUUUCUUAUUCAAGUUUAUUAUCUUUUCAGCUUUCAGAACCGUUAAGCUUAGGGAAGCUAACUAAACUGGAUUUCCUGGGUAAGGUGGUAAAAGAAUCAGCCAGGAAGAGGCCGGUAAUGGUAAUAAGCACUCCAGAAUAUGUGACUUGUCCAAUGGUUAUUGGAAAUUUCCAAAGUCCCGCUGGGGUAAGUAGUGAUUAGCGUGCGAAAGCAGGGCUCCUGAUUAUUAGGAUAUCUUACGGCCUCCUAAAGCGCAUGAACAGUCUCCCCGCUGGCUUUGGGUUUUCGAAAGCUGUUUUUAAGGUUAGGUGUCAUGUGACUUAUCUUAGACAUUCAAAUAGGGAGCUUAAGGGCCUGUUUACAUGAAGGUGGGGGAACCCAUGUAGGUCAGGUAACUCGCUUAGGUGAAGAAAAACAAUAAUCCUCCUUUACAUGCAAUCUUACAACCCCGCCAUCCCGGGGUGCACUUUCUCAAGAUUAUUGAAUGGUCGCUAAGCACGUAAACAAGAAAAAUGCUGGCAAACCACGUGACGACGGCGACAGCAACGAGAAAGGCAAAAACGCAAUAGGUUGAAUAGGCGUAAAAACAACUUUACACCUGCAUCGCCGACCGUUUACUCGCUUGACCAACGCACCAGUGAUUAUGCAGACGAUGAAAAAUGGUCAAAGAUCUAACAUUUAUCUUGAUUAUGCUCAUAAAUCCAAGAACAGAUCAUUUGCACGGGACGUCGCGGCGGCCGUAUUUGCGACUUUCAUGUUGCCCAUAAUGCACUUUGUUUGACCCACAACAUUUUGCUUAAGUAUUCUUUUCAAUUUCUCUUGGGCCCGUUAAUAAUCUUCCCUUGACAAAUUAAAAACAAAACUUCUGCCAAAUUUUAUGGGGACGUAAAGGUCGCAAAUUGUGUACAAAAACGAUGAAACGGCGGCCAUGUUAGUGUGCCAACUCUUUUCUCAUGUAAAAAAUUUAUUUUGUUCCGUGAAAUUUGUAUAGCCGCUGAUCACAUGAGUAAAAAUGAUCUAUAUCAAAUGGGACUAUCUAUAGAUACAGUCAUUUUUAUAUUUCCCCCUACUGUACGUUUGUUUAUUCAAUUGCGCAAUUCCUGUUUUUAAACUGAAGAAAUCAUGGUCAAUCUCGUAGCCAGGGUCUUCUGGCUUUUUGACCAAUGGGGCAAGACUCUGGAUACCAGAUUGAUCCAUGGUAGAAACAUGAUCUCUGACGAUCAUCAUUGCCAAAAGUUAACAAGAGUUUUCGAGAUGAUGUAACUGUUUUCAGCUACUUUCUGUAAAUGUUUAAAUGUCAAACACUGUUCUCGUUUGUCUUUAGGUCGAAGUAUCUGUUGACAACAGCGCAGUCAAUAGCAACGCGGGAGUCUGGGGCGACACGGAAGCUUUCAAUCCCCGAAGAUUUGAUGACGAAACACCGAACAUGCGCAAAAGCUUGUGUCGCUUCGGUAUUGGAACGCGAAGGUGUAUGGGAUACCGGGUUGCAGACACCUUUAUGAAAGUUUUACUGGUUACAUUGCUGGAAAACUACUCCGUUGCCCUGGAGACGGACGUGACAGGUGAUGAUGACGGUGUACCCGUUCAAAACGUUGGGCCAUUCUGCUUUCCGUGCGUGGACUUCAAAGUUCAAGUUGCGCAGAAAAAUGUUACUUCUUAAAAGUUACAAACACGACGUUUAUCGUCAUCUAGAAAAAAAAUUAACGUCAGAAAUACUUCAGAUAAUUAAUGGCGACAUCAAAGAACACGACAGCAAGUAAACGUUGGUACCAGCGGUGAAAUGUGGACAGUACGGGUCGGUUUUUCAGACGAAUUCUAACUUAGACCGCGGUUUAGGAAAUCUUUGGACCUCUAGGUCUCUUCCUUAGUUGUUUAUGCAGAAGACAAAUGCUUCUCUGGUCUACGCUAUAUGGUUUCAUGAAAGUGCUUACGGUAAAUGGUGUGUCGAUAGAAGCAUUUGGCAAACUGAAAAUGGCUUACUUAGAACGCGGUUUUGUUAAACGGCUGACGUUACACGAGGAUGUCUGUUAGGCACUAACUAGUCCCCGGCAUUAUGGCU